UCAACCGCCAAUAAACAAGACGACGAAGAAGAGGCUCCGAGGCGGCAGUAAAAGCGACUUGGGGGCGCGUCACAGUGAUUGCGUCCUGUUAGUGUUGCUGUGAGCACCUAAAGCAUGAGUUCCGAAACAGCCGGGGAAACGUUCACGGUGAAGACCGAGAAAGCGGCGACAGCGGGAUGGCAGUGCCCUUUGAGUGAUCCGGCCACCAACACGGCUGAGAUGAGGAGGAUGUGGAAAGAAUGCAGCGAGGAGAGCUUUUGGUACCGAGCUCUUCCCCUCUCUCUGGGCAGCAUGGCCAUCACUGGUGGUCUCCUCUACAGAGGUGUUUGGAAAUCAUCCAAGAGAUUUGGUCCCUUUCCAAAACUAGCAGUGGCUGGGAUUCUUGGUUACACAGUAGGCAUAGCAUCGUAUGUGAGAACUUGCCUAAACAAGUUCCACGACGUUGGCAUUGAUGUUGAACCAGGCGUUGGACCCUGGUCCAGGAAACGUUACCACGUUUCUUGUCAAAGAUCCUGCCAGUAUGUGUGUGAAGAAUGCAAGAUGGCUCAAGCUGCACCUGCAGAACAAAACAAAAGCUAAAGGUGAAUAGAUGUGUUGCCAAAGCUAUCAAAAACAAAUCUAUAACAAUAUUAUUGUAUUUUUAUUUUUAUAUAUAUUUUUCUCCAUACUCUUAAAUCAUCAUACAGCAGUCUUUCAUUGAAAUGUGCACUUACUUGGCACUAGGGGGCGCUACCUUUCUUUCAGUCACAUUAAAGCCUAAAUGUUGCUUGUUUAUCUUAUCUAAACUUUGCAGGAAUUUUAUUUAGGAAAACCCUUCUGAAAAAAUUACCCAGGUAUUACUCACAAUAAUAGUACUUCAAUCAGAAUCCAGUUAGGACGGUUUAUAGCAACAAAACAGGUGUGUAGGGUGUGUAAAAACACUUCAUAUGCACACUUUUGUAUACUUUAUGAAGCUAUUCUUGUAAAUGUAUAAUAAACUAUUUAAAUGCAUAAUAAUAGAAAACAGGACCAUAGUCAAUGUAUUAAAAGUAGAACCUUUACAUGCAUGAAAUACACAAAUAAAACUAAAAGCAGACAUACACCAGAUGAUAAUUAUACUUGUGUGUUUUAGUUCUUAAUGAUUGAAUGCAAAAUAAUAAAAAGUUUAAGAAUGA
Messenger RNA from Betta splendens (Siamese fighting fish), 1154 nucleotides. It is a transcript of the gene ociad2, whose product is annotated as OCIA domain containing 2. Gene Ontology annotation, cellular component: mitochondrial inner membrane. The record is from RefSeq and is a predicted model, not a curated record. NCBI's taxonomy places the organism in Eukaryota, Metazoa, Chordata, Actinopteri, Anabantiformes, Osphronemidae.